AUGAAUCCAGAUCAUCUUCAGCUUGCAAAGAAAAAAUGCGAAGAACUCUUGGAAUUUGAUGUAAUAGUGCCAUCAGAUUCACAAUGGGCAUGCGAAGCGUUUUAUGUCACAAAAGAGCUGAGCAGACAAGAGGAAAACUCAGAAUGUAAGAAGAUACUGCAAACUGAUGCCAGCAAUAAAUAUUGGAGUGUCAUUCUAUUUGAAGAAAAAGAUGGCCGGAGAAAAAUAUGCGGAUAUGCCAGCGGAAAGUUCAAAGAUGCCGAGCAACAUUACCACUCCACUUUCAAGGGAAUUCUUACAGUAAAGAAUGGAAUCAAGAAAUUCAAUUUCUUCCUCAUUCACACAGAAGUUCUAAUAGAGAUGGAUAUGAAGGCCUUCCCAAAGAUGAUCCAGAUAAAUGCAAAAAUUAUUCCCAAUCCUCAGAUUCUCAGAUGGGCUCAAUGGUUCUCUCCAUACAAAUUUCAAGUCAAGCACCUGAAAGGAAAGGAUAAUAUUCUCACAGAUUUUCAGUCUCGGCCGUAA
Molecule: messenger RNA, 522 nt
Organism: Nicotiana attenuata
Lineage: Eukaryota; Viridiplantae; Streptophyta; Magnoliopsida; Solanales; Solanaceae
Exons: 2
Coding region: 1-522 (173 amino acids)
Source: RefSeq, a predicted model, not a curated record